This is a messenger RNA of Emericellopsis cladophorae, 2466 nucleotides long. RefSeq lists its product as uncharacterized. Bases 1 to 2466 code for a protein of 821 amino acids. NCBI's taxonomy places the organism in Eukaryota, Fungi, Ascomycota, Sordariomycetes, Hypocreales, Bionectriaceae. The transcript has a single exon. The record is from RefSeq and is a predicted model, not a curated record.
AUGGACUGCCUCGCCGCCCAGCUUGUGGGGGACAUGCAGCCCAUGGCGAACUGGCUGACGCUGAGCUACAAGCAACAUGGUGGCGAGUUUGAUCAGGCCUGGAGAACCUUCAAUGCAGAUGAACGACUGCAAAUCUACAAGACCAGUUUCGAGGACUGCGAAAACGAGCUGCCUGGACCAUACAAACUGCUUUGGAGACAUGCACCCCUAUGGCCAGAUCUUGGUCCGGAAGCAAUUGUGCGAGGCACUCCGGAAACCCUCAUCAACGUAUUCAGACAUCGAACUUCGACGACGCUGGAGCAGCAGCGCCUACAACGCGCUGCCACUGGCGCCAAGAGUGAUCUCGAGCUGGUCCAGGAGAUCCCUGAAAUGGACGGCAUAGAAUCUGGUAUUCAAGUCUUGUCAGGGGUCAUUGGCGAUCCUCCCGGAGCUGCGCCUGGUCUACUCUCUGGAAAUAUUCGCACGGCGUGCCACGGCAUGUUUGCAAAUGCCAAGUCUAAAUCCGGAUUCGUGGCCGAAACCGUGGUCUAUAUGAGGCAAGCGGUCUUGUUUACAUGGCUGUAUCUCAUAUGGAGGCGAGUUCUCCCUGACCGCGAGCUCCAGCGGUCUGAGCCACCGGAUCUGCCCCUUGCGCUUCGUCGAGUCAUAGGAGACCCCUCGGAAGCGAAAGGGCUCAAUGUCCUCGUGGAUCUGAACGAGUCUUUUGAGGAUUUCAGAGCAUCCUUAAAAAGCGUGAAGCGGGACUCGACUCAAUUGAAAUGUCUCGUUGACAUGGCGGCUGAACAGGCGAGCUAUAACAGGCAACAUUGCUAUUUCAUUCGAUGCGACCCAAAGGCUUUGUUCACAAUUGCAGGCUUCUACACGAAAAGCAAAGCCGGCGCUGUGUCCGGAAAUGAAGCUUCUUCUCAUGGGGUCAACCUACACAACGACUACACUGUUGGCGUCUUGGAAGCGCUGCAGCGUGCUGCCAAGGUCGACGCCGCUUGGACAUACAUUCUGGAACUCCUCAGCGAUCUGCGCAGAGACAUGCCGAGGACCUAUCGGACCCAGCUGCUUCAGGAGCUGGCAAAUAUGUGCGACCUUGCUUUCCGAGCAGACAAGGCGCUGGUCACCCGCUUCUUCCAGACAGGCCUCGGUAGGGCCUGGUUCGAGCGCGUCUCGGACGUACCCGACAGUUUCGGAAACUACAGACACCGCAUGGUUGGGGACCCCAGGGCGGAGCUGAGUCCCAACGACUCGAGACUAUGGCUUCUGAAUGCCUGCGAAACAGGGGCAGACGCCUACCAUGUGGCAUACUGGACGCGGAAAUUCUUCGCACCACCUGCAGAGGGCACGCCAACAGGAAGUUCAAGGCUGAGCGACCUGCCGUCACCGCUGUGCGCGCUGGUUCAGCAUCUCUACGUCAGCUCCAGGCUUGACAUAUUAUUGCGUUCCUACAUCCCCAUGCCCUCGCCGUCCCGCAAGAAAGGACUUUUGUUCCUGUCGCGGUUCUAUGAGUUGGAAACCGAGUUUGUGGCUCUCGAGGCCAAGGUCAGCAAAAUGGCGUUUGCGAGGCCCUCAUACCGACUCAACAAGCCAGAGGUCGCGAAGCAAGCUAUCAAUACGAUUGAGGGCCUGUACACGGACAAGUACGGGUCCUCUUUGGACGAUGUGUACUUUGAUCUGGUCGAGGAUUGCUUGUCCUCGCUGACUACAGCGCAUUGGGAUGCUUUGGCGGGUAGCAAGCCGGCUGCUCCCAAUAAAAUUGACAUCCGAGUCCAGGGCGAGAGGGGAAAACUCAGCCAGAAAGCGUCACAAGAAGAUGAGUAUUGUCUGCAAGAGCUGCACCGCGAAAAGCACCACGAAACAGAGGUCGAAUGCUCAGCCAAACACAUGAACAAACCUCCCCAAAGUGAACAGCCCACAUCUUUGCCCAGCAAGACAGCCGCACAGCCUGUCCCUGCUACCGAGCCGGAAUCGAAGAAGGGACCGUUCAUCCCAUGGCCUGGUAUCGAUGAGCCGACUCGAGCCUUUGACACUUCACCGCGACGAGAGAAGAAGAAGACUCGACCAGUGCAGUCGACUUUGCCCGCCCCCAACAGCGCUGAGAUCAAGCCCGCGAAGCGUGAACUCGAUACGGCCAACGACAUCAAGCCAGAGUCGACGCCCUGUGUCAAGAUCAGAGUCAGCGCAACAACCGCCAAGACGUUCACAGACAUCUUCUGCAAGUCUGUGCACAGACCUUCGGUGAGCUGGUCAGCAUUCGAAGCCGCGAUGACGGAACUGGGGUUCUCCGUCAUACCGAACGGCGGCUCCAUCUUGGCUUUCAUCCCGCCCGAGAGCAUGGGGCUUGUUCGAGCAUUCAUCGCCCACAGGCCACACAAGGCACAUAUGGAGGGACGCAAGACUCUGCGUGUCGCGAAGGAUUUGCAGAGACGCUAUGGGUGGACAGAAGAGACAUUUAAUGUGCAGCAAAGUGUCGGGUAG